Morone saxatilis (striped sea-bass) is the source of this 1345-nucleotide messenger RNA. RefSeq names its product opioid receptor, mu 1 (gene oprm1). Bases 107 to 1345 code for a protein of 412 amino acids. Gene Ontology annotation, biological process: sensory perception of pain; neuropeptide signaling pathway; G protein-coupled opioid receptor signaling pathway. Gene Ontology annotation, molecular function: beta-endorphin receptor activity; morphine receptor activity; G-protein beta-subunit binding. Lineage: Eukaryota; Metazoa; Chordata; Actinopteri; Moronidae. The transcript is spliced from 6 exons. Gene Ontology annotation, cellular component: neuron projection; membrane. The record is from RefSeq and is a predicted model, not a curated record.
ACCAGCAAACCAGCGGGGCAUCACAGCCACCGAGUCCGCAGACGGGCACCCGAGGGGAGGCGAAAGACGCGCGCAGCACCCUUACCGCACAUACCGAGCGAGGACCAUGGAGAGCGCAGGCAACGGCUCGGGCGCGGAUUACCGGAGCCAGCUCCCCGUGCUUUACAACAACGACAGCAGCAGCUUCUGUCGGAACUUCACCGACGGCAACAACACCACGAGCUUCGCGGAGGGGCGAUGCGGCGAGGAGCGCGGACUGACCGGCAGCCUGGAGGACGACGCCAACCCGGUCAUCAUAGCGAUUGUCAUCACCGCUCUCUACUCCAUAGUGUGCGUGGUGGGGCUGGUUGGAAACGUGCUGGUCAUGUAUAUCAUCGUCAGAUACACUAAAAUGAAGACUGCCACCAACAUCUACAUCUUCAACCUUGCUCUGGCCGACGCCUUGGUCACCAGCACGCUACCAUUCCAGAGCGUCAACUACCUGAUGGGGACCUGGCCUUUCGGUGACGUGCUUUGCAAGAUGGUGAUGUCCAUCGACUACUACAACAUGUUCACCUCCAUCUUCACGCUCACCACCAUGAGCAUUGACCGCUACGUCGCUGUGUGCCACCCAGUCAAAGCACUGGACUUCAGGACACCACAUAACGCCAAGAUAGUCAACGUCUGCAACUGGAUUCUCUCCUCGGCCAUUGGGCUGCCCGUCAUGUUCAUGGCCUCCACCGCGGUCACUCCCUCCAGCAUUGUUGACUGCAAGCUGGUUUUCCCCCACCCCUCCUGGUACUGGGACACCCUGCUGAAGAUCUGCGUGUUCAUCUUUGCCUUCAUCAUGCCCGUGCUCAUCAUCACUGUCUGCUACGGUCUCAUGAUUCUACGGCUGAAGAGUGUGCGCAUGCUGUCGGGCUCCCAGGAAAAGGACAGGAACCUGCGUCGGAUCACCCGCAUGGUCCUGGUGGUGGUUGCCGUCUUUAUCGUCUGCUGGACACCUAUCCACAUCUUUGUCAUUAUCACAGCUCUGAUUAAUAUCCCCAGCUCCACACUGCAGACUAUCACCUGGCACUUUUGCAUCGCUCUGGGCUACACCAACAGUAGUCUGAACCCAGUUCUUUAUGGCUACCUGGAUGAGAACUUCAAACGUUGUUUCCGUGAGUUCUGCACCCCGAGUCCAUCAGUGUUGGAGAUGCAGAACUCGUCCCGGACCGGAGCCACUAGCCGCAAGGUCCCACAGCGCGAACACAACAGUGCAAACACAGGAGAAAGGUCCAAUCAACAGUUUCCCGGUCAAUUCUCCAGCUCAGAUCUGGAGUUGGCCCCAGGUGCCGCACAAUGGCUGCCCAAUUACUCCUAG